CGUGCGGAACACAUUGAUGUUCCUGGCUCUGUUUUCAUUCAGUUCUCACUUGCAGUAGCACCUGAUCUUGUAAUAAAAGCAUGCGAUUUGAUAAACACACUUGCAUUAGGAAGAUCUAAAACUGAGAUCAUGACACCAGCGACGUUUAUAAAAGAAUCUGAAGUUUUGUGGAUGAAUGCUUCUCUAAUUCCCUUUUGGAAUGGGUCGACAGCGGAUCUUGAGAAGAGAAGAGUUCUGCACUAUGGACAAUUCUCACCACCCGUCUCGGUUCUUCUGGCAGUGCUUAUGUCGCUCAUGGUUUUUGCCACAGUACUUGGGAAUGCUCUGGUGAUCCUGGCUUUCGCAGUGGAUAAAAGUUUAAGGACUCAAGGCAAUUUUUUCUUUUUGAACUUAGCUAUAGCUGAUUUUUUAGUUGGUGGUUUUUGCAUCCCAGUUUACAUUCCUUACGUAUUGACUGGGAAAUGGAAACUUGGACGAGGACUUUGUAAGCUGUGGCUCGUUGUUGAUUACCUGCUCUGCACAGCAUCGGUCUUCAACAUCGUUUUAAUCAGUUUCGACAGGUUUAUUUCAGUCACAAGAGCGGUAAGCUUUAGGAGCCAGAAGGGUGUGACCCGAAGUGCGGUACUGAAAAUGGCAAGUGUGUGGCUGGCUGCCUUUCUGCUCUAUGGCCCAGCGAUCAUCAGCUGGGAACACAUUGCAGGGAAAAGCAUUCUGCCAGAGGAAGAAUGCUAUGCAGAGUUUUAUUUCAACUGGUAUUUCCUGAUGACGGCAUCCACAGUGGAGUUCUUCACCCCCUUUAUAAGCGUAACCUACUUCAACCUCAGUAUUUACAUCAACAUCAGAAAGCGCACCCUCAUGAAGAACGAUAACCCAGCUCUGGGGCCAGGAGAAGGAUCGAGCAAAAGACAACAAGUUUUUUUUGUCAGGCCUGCAGCUAGAAAGAACAAAAGGAAGAAAGCCAUGGCAAGUAGGUUUUCUGCUGCUGAAGUCUGUAUAGGAGAUAGCAGUGUUAAGAAACUAGAUUGCCAGUCCUUGGACCUGCCACCUUUACAACUGGAAGAGCUGCCCAGGCAGCCAGACUGCUGCUACAAGCCUGUAGAUCAGUUCUGUGGUACUCAGCGCAGGUCUGAUAUGGCCACCAGCCUGGCCACCCGGUUCCGGCUUUCCAGGGACAAAAAGGUGGCCAAGUCACUGGCAGUGAUUGUCUGCGUGUUCGGACUUUGCUGGGCUCCCUACACUUUGAUGAUGAUCAUCAGAGCAGUUUGUCAUGGACAGUGCGUUCAGUAUUACCUAUACGAGAUAUCCUUCUGGCUCCUGUGGUUAAACUCCUCCGUCAAUCCUGUUUUGUACCCACUGUGUCACAUGAGCUUUAGAAAGGCUUUCAUGAAACUGCUGUGCCCCAGGAAAAUAAAGAUCCAGCCACAGUUGUGAUCUAAAGUGUAACCUGAUGUUGUCUCUUACUGUGUUAUUCACUGUAAUGUCAUUGCAGGUACAGUACAUGGGUGAAGCAGAUCAGUUAAUGAUGGAGCUGGUACUAAAGUACAAUGAUUUCAGUGAAGGCUAAACUUUUGAGUGUUUUCCAUUUUGCUGACACUGCUGUUGUGUUGCAUAUUUAAAUGUUUCUUUAAACAACUUGUGUCCUGUUCAUAUCACACCACCAAAACGUGUGUGAUCAAUAUGCUUUGAAACCAUGUGAUUUCUAUUGACUUGCCACACGUUUUCAUCACAAAUUAAUUUAGGUAGCAUGAAUAGGAUAUACAUUUAAUUAAGAAGCUGCACUCAAUAAUGUUUGUUUUGAAGAAAUGUGGAUAGCCAUAUCUUAAUUAGGCUUCAAGGAGUAAUUUAGUAUGUUAAAAUAUCACUGUGCAAUGGUUAUUCUUUAUACUGUGAUUAAAAUUACACAUUUAGUGAUCAUAUGUUUUCAAUAAAAAAUGUUUGCCUUUGUAAGUCAUGGUUUUGUAAUCUAGCUGCUUCACAUGGUAAAUAACAAAAUAGUUAAUAAAGGCCUGUAAAUAAGCACAUGCAAUGUAUUUCGGAUGUGUUUUCAUUUGUUUGUGUACCCAAACCAUUACAGAAGAUCCUGCAAAACAGUUCUGUGCUGCCGCACACAUACAGCAGAUCUGUCUCCCUUGUUGCUUUUCACCAGUGUUACAUGGUUCCUUGAACAGUCUAGCCAUUAACUGUAAAUAUAAGGUUUGCAAUGUGACAGCAUGACAACCUUACAAAUUAAAUUAAUUCAGCACAAAUUCAAGAUUUUG
Molecule: messenger RNA, 2258 nt
Organism: Polyodon spathula (Mississippi paddlefish)
Lineage: Eukaryota; Metazoa; Chordata; Actinopteri; Acipenseriformes; Polyodontidae
Product: histamine H3 receptor-like
Exons: 3
Coding region: 130-1431 (433 amino acids)
Biological process (GO): adenylate cyclase-activating adrenergic receptor signaling pathway
Cellular component (GO): membrane
Molecular function (GO): histamine receptor activity
Source: RefSeq, a predicted model, not a curated record